This is a messenger RNA of Botrytis sinoallii, 1605 nucleotides long. RefSeq lists its product as uncharacterized. The record is from RefSeq and is a predicted model, not a curated record. The transcript is spliced from 2 exons. NCBI's taxonomy places the organism in Eukaryota, Fungi, Ascomycota, Leotiomycetes, Helotiales, Sclerotiniaceae. Bases 1 to 1605 code for a protein of 534 amino acids.
AUGCAGGCAGGAAAUCAGCCGAGACAGCUCACGACGCCAUAUCCAGAAGUUGGCCCACCAUGCAUCUCUGGAGACAUUAAAAGCCACGCGAUUGGACAGUAUUGCACUAUCUGCAAAGGAAUGAAGAUGCCCUGGGGCAGUUUUAUGCCAAUUUCUCGAUAUAAUAAAAUGCCAGUUUCCGUGGGGCGAAAAGGCACAAUCUUACAAGCCGUUCAAGUCGAUAGUGCUCAUGAGAUGAGUUUGGUGGCUAUGGCGACAUGGGCAAUUUUGGAAAACAAAUGGAAGGAGGCUGUCGAAAUUAAUCCUACGAUAGAACAAGGACGAAUAAAGGCUGCUGCCCAUGCCGUUGCAGAUAUCUCUUUUGCAGCCAUGGCGUCACCCGACUCUCUAGAUAGAGGCUUAGUAAGAUGGUGGAAUAUAUUGCACGAAGCUCUAUUGAAUCCGGAUUGGACAGUAGCCAGAUUCAAAGCACGAUAUCGCAGACCUAAAGUAGUGCCAGCAGCAUCUAAAAAUGAUUCGAGAGGCAAUGAACUAGUUACCUUACCCAUCGCAGAUGACGAUCCGGAGCAGGAAGAUGAUGACCUUGGUUAUGAUAACACUGACAACAUACCAAAGGGUAAAAAGCUUUUGUUCCUUAGUCGCGAUGGAGCCGAUGGAGACGAUGUAGACGACGAUAAUGAUGAUGAAUACGAGGAUGAAGUUGGGAGUUCCAAAACCAAACGCCAAAUGUCUCCUUGGCAGUUUGUCCCAGGACAGGACUUGAGGCCUGCUUGUUUGGCUACACCGGACACGUCAAAGUUUUUCAUGGUUCGUCAGCUUCGCAAGGACCCAGGCGUCAUAAACGUCAGAGAGUAUCCAAAUAUCGCUGGUUUUGAUUGGAGUGAUAAGCAAGCUAUCCAUGCCUUGAAUAGAGGAAGGAAUCAAAUCAUCCUGCGAACCAAUGGGCCAAAGACCGCGCCUCGAUUAGCUUGGUCGCAAGUUGAGAAGGAUCUCUUGAGACAUCAAGUAAUAAAAGGUCUCAAAAACGGAUACACAAAGCAUGAUAUGCCAUGGGAGCAAGUUGCUCACAACAUCAACGUCGACCUGGAAAAAGUCACACAAAAACAAGGCUCCGCACUUGCCAUACCAAGUAAAUGGAACGCCGGGACUCAACGAAUAGAUUACAAAACCAAAAGAUGCUGCGAGAUGAGAAAAGAUCGAACCGGUUCCGAUCGGAAUGCAUCUGGCUGUAUGAACCAGGCUGCCAAGUUUGGUGAUAUUGACUUAUUACUUCGAAACAGCAUAGAACACCCCAGCAAGCGCAAGUCUGUAGACGAGGUGCUUAAGAUAAUCCACGGUGCCCAUCAAGAUCCUCCUUCAAACAUCAGGGCCGGCACGACUGCUUGCGCCGCGCCCGAUACUGAAAUGCAAAUGGUGGAUAAGGGAGAGCAUUCAGGUGCUGAAUCUUCUUCCACACGAACCGAUAAGAUGCAGGUGGAUGGUUCUGAUGAAUCUUCGGAUAAUGAGCCUCUCAUGAAGCGUAGAAAAUCAGGCCAAGCUGAUGGCAAGAAACCCUCGGGUAAUGUCCAUCCUAUGACACGUAGGAACUCGGAGAAGAGUCAAUGA